AUACUCUCUAGAUAUCUAAAUGUCUCCACCUCUUCCAGAGCUUCUCCACUAAGAGUGAUUAGGUUGGUUCUCUCUGUGUUGUAUUUAAAGAUCUUGCUUCUCCCGUUAUAUAAGUUGAGGCCUGUCGGUGUAGUCAGCUGCUACACUAACUGUCUCCACCUGUAUUUGUCGUUCUGCACGGGGUAGAACAACUAGGUUCUAAUCGUCUCCAAAUCGUCUCUCUUCAUCAAUUAAAAUCAAAGAGAAACGUGAAAUCAUUGUUGCACGGACUAGAAUAAGUUUUCGACAGCAAUUUAAUGUACAUACACACUCGUAAAUAAGUCUUUAGUUACAUUCUUAAUAUGUUUAUAAAUGACCGGAUCAAGGCAUAUAGCACAGACUUCACCCCGAGAACAGAACAAAAACAUUGGUGAUGUCUAAUGUAGUAUAUCAAACAGAAGUUCGUUUAGUGAUCCUUAAAUAUAUUGAUAAUAUGUUGUAUUCUUUUCGUAUAAAUGACUCUUAGUUUUUUAUCAAUUUGUUAAAAUCAACCUCUAUCCCUUUCUCCUUAAGAGUAGAGCAUAUUCGAAACUUGCGGAACGAGUAUAAAAGCUCAGCUGUUUUAUCAAAAUAGUCGUUGCGUUGGUUGACAAUGACGUUUCACGCAGGGCGUCUGUUGGUCGGUCGUGAAAAGGAGCAACAGUUUUUGUUUUCGUUAAUGUGUAAAAAAAACCCUUUAUCCACAUGCUUUGUUAUCACAGGCCCUCCGGGUUGUGGCAAAUCAGUUUUAGUGUCCUCAACAUUCGAACUUCUAGAAGAGUCUUGUGGAAUGUUAUGGGUGUUAAUUAGCUGCCUAGAAAGCUUUGUGGGGACCCAAGGGACAUGUGGAACUACUUCAUCAAGAUAUUUUCUUGAAUUGAUUUUACAGUCGAUUAAGUGUCGUUAUCUGCCCGAAGCUGAUUUAUGUAUUAGUUGUGAAGAUACCUCCAGUUUCAUAGAUAACUUAUGUCAAAUUUUGCUAGCUAUUGGAGCUAGAAAUACUCAUGACCAAACUUGUGUGGGGUUAAUUUUCGAACAGGCUGAGAGACUGUGCGAUGGGGAAUCACUAGUCCUCCCCUUAAUCAUCGGUCUUGGAGCUUCUGUAAAUGAAAAGCUAAAUCAAUUAGGCAAUCUUCACACACCACUGUUGUUCACUGUCCUGGUAACUAGGUUGCCAUGGGAGAAGUUUAAUUUCGGGACAUUCAGUUUUGAACCUUAUGUUAUCUCUGUUGAAAGUUAUUCUCGUGACCAGUUGGCAAGAUUACUUACAUCUUUGUUACCGUCUAAUGCAUCUGAAUCUCGUUUCAACAGGUUUGUUGACUUACUAUUAACAGUUUGCUUCCCUGUUUGUCGUAACGCUGGUGAACUCAUUCAUUUAAUGAAUAUAAACUGGAAUGCUUUUAAUGAACCUGUAAAUAAAGGCUUGGUUGCCGCGGACGAUGAAUGGGGUCAAUGGAAGUUGGCUCAACCAUAUCUCAAAAAGUCUUUGUCUACUCUGUAUUUGCGUCAUUAUGGGGAUUCAAAUUUAGAUUCUCUGUCUACGAAAAACGCUGGGAGACAAAAUUUUUUGGAAUUACCUUAUUUGACUAGAUUUUUACUUAUUGCUGCAUUUAUGGCUUCACAUAAUCCCCGCUCAUCGGACAAAAAGCUCCUGACAAAGAACUCCGGACGUUUAAGUAUCCGUAAAAAGAAACAGGAAAAGGAAGUAUGCAAGACACAAGCAGAGUUUACUGGCCCUCGAAUCUUCACCCUAGAUCGCUUGUUGGCAAUAUUCUAUGUCCUAGUACAAAAUGAAUUUGCAAAAGUACCAUGCACAAGUAUUUUAAUGAGUCAAAUUGCCUGUUUAACAGCCUGUGGUCUUUUAUCGCCAAGUUCACAGGCUUUGUCUGUUGGAAAUUCAUCUACUACUGGAUUGAGUACAACAAAUAGUUCAGCUAACGCUAUAUCUGAUUUAGACCCUUUGGCUAACCCUAAAUAUCGUUGCUUGAUAAGUUUAGAAAUUGCUAAAAGUAUAGCACAGUCGGUUGACUUUGAUUUGUUAUCUCAUCUUACAGAGAAUUAUAACUCGUGAAAAAUAUACAUUUACUGAUUUAUUUAUUUUUGUAUCGAGAUUCUUUGUAUUUUUGUGUUUGUAUAUAUUAUUCUCAUAGUUUACAGAUAAUUUGACGUAUGUUCUAUAAAUUACUUAACUUUAUGA
Schistosoma haematobium is the source of this 2215-nucleotide messenger RNA. It is a transcript of the gene ORC5, whose product is annotated as Origin recognition complex subunit 5. The record is from RefSeq and is a predicted model, not a curated record. The coding region runs from base 632 to 2089 and encodes 485 amino acids. Gene Ontology annotation, molecular function: DNA replication origin binding. Lineage: Eukaryota; Metazoa; Platyhelminthes; Trematoda; Strigeidida; Schistosomatidae. The transcript is spliced from 7 exons. Gene Ontology annotation, cellular component: nuclear origin of replication recognition complex; nucleus. Gene Ontology annotation, biological process: DNA replication initiation; DNA replication.